CGCGCGGCCCCUUUAAGAAAAGAGAACGAGAGAGUGAGUGAGAGAAUCCCAACUCUCCCCCUACCCUCCCUCCUUCUACCCCCUCCUCCCUCCCCUCUCCCCUCCCCCCUCUCCCCGGGCGGCUCCGGCUCCCGCAGCGGGACAGACCCACCCGCCCAGGCUUUUAUCCGGCACCGGCAGCGUCUUCCUUUCCUCCCCCGUCUAUGGUGGCGGCAGCGGCGGCUCCUCGGGCGGCGGUGGAAGACGAGGCUGCGGCGUUGCCAUGAACAGUGGCGGCGGCCUCCCGCCCCCCACGGCCGCCGCCUCCCCUUCCUCCUCCUCGCUGGCGGCGGCGGUGGCGGUGGUGGCCCCGCCGGGGGUCGGGGGUGUCCCCGGCGGGGCGGCGGUAGGAGUGAAGCUGAAGUACUGCCGCUACUACGCUAAGGAUAAGACUUGCUUCUACGGGGAGGAGUGUCAGUUCCUGCAUGAGGACCCUGCCGCCGGGGCUGCCCCGGGCCUCGGCCUCCAUAGCAACAGCGUCCCCCUGGCUCUGGCUGGUGCACCCGUGGCCGGCUUUCCGCCCGGAGCCGUCGCGGGCGGGGGAGCUGGGCCGCCCCCCGGGCCCAAGAAGCCGGACCUGGGGGACCCGGGGACAGGAGCCGCAGCCGGCGGAGGAGGCAGCAGCGGGGGACUCGAUGGACCGCGGCUGGCAAUUCCAGGAAUGGAUGGAGGUGCUUUAACUGAUACAAGUCUCACAGAUUCCUAUUUUAGCACCAGCUUUAUUGGAGUCAAUGGAUUUGGAAGCCCUGUAGACACAAAAUAUCCCCUGAUGCAGAGAAUAACUAAUAGUAGCAGCUCCCCAAGCCUUCUAAAUGACAGUGCCAAACCAUAUUCAGGCCAUGAUCCUCUAACAUCACCUGCUUCAUCUUUGUUUAAUGACUUUGGUGCCCUCAACAUCUCUCAGAGACGAAAGACAAGGAAGUAUCGCCUGGGGAUGCUGGAGGAGAGGCUAGUUCCGAUGGGAUCAAAGGCACGAAAAGCAAAGAACCCUAUUGGCUGCCUUGCUGACAGGUGUAAAUCAGGAGUACCCAUCAAUAUGGUUUGGUGGAACAGAGUCACAGAAAACAAUUUACAGACACCAAAUCCUACUGCAAGCGAGUUUAUUCCUAAAGGAGGAUCAACCUCCAGGCUGAGUAACGUGUCCCAGUCAAAUAUGUCUGCCUUCUCUCAAGUUUUCUCUCACCCAUCCAUGGGAAGCCCUGCUACUGCUGGAUUAGCACCAGGAAUGUCAUUGUCUGCUGGGUCUUCCCCUCUUCAUUCCCCCAAGAUUACUCCACAUACUUCUCCUGCUCCCAGAAGAAGAAGUCACACUCCAAAUCCAGCAAGUUACAUGGUGCCUUCUAGUGCCUCUACAUCUGUUAAUAAUCCUGUUUCUCAGACUCCAUCUUCUGGUCAGGUGAUCCAAAAGGAAACUGUUGGUGGGACGACUUACUUCUAUACAGACACAACUCCAGCACCUUUGACUGGAAUGGUGUUUCCAAACUAUCAUAUUUAUCCUCCAACUGCACCUCACGUUGCUUAUAUGCAACCGAAAGCAAAUGCACCUUCCUUCUUCAUGGCUGAUGAACUCCGACAGGAGCUGAUCAACAGACAUUUAAUAACAAUGGCUCAAAUUGAUCAAGCGGAUAUGCCAGCAGUUCCUACAGAGGUUGACAGCUACCAUAGCCUAUUCCCUCUAGAACCACUGCCACCUCCCAACCGGAUACAGAAAUCAAGUAAUUUUGGGUAUAUUACGUCUUGCUACAAAGCUGUAAAUAGCAAAGAUGAUCUGCCAUAUUGCCUUCGGAGGAUACAUGGUUUUCGUCUUGUUAACACAAAGUGCAUGGUGUUGGUCGACAUGUGGAAGAAAAUUCAACACUCAAAUAUCGUAACUUUGCGCGAAGUAUUUACCACUAAAGCAUUUGCUGAGCCCUCUCUUGUGUUUGCAUAUGAUUUCCAUGCUGGAGGAGAAACUAUGAUGAGCAGACACUUUAAUGACCCUAAUGCUGAUGCCUAUUUCACCAAGAGAAAGUGGGGUCAGCACGAUGGACCGUUGCCCAGGCAGCAUGCUGGAUUAUUGCCAGAAUCUCUUAUUUGGGCGUAUAUUGUCCAACUAAGUUCUGCAUUGCGUACCAUUCAUACAGCAGGUUUGGCAUGUCGAGUUAUGGAUCCAACAAAGAUUCUGAUAACUGGCAAAACAAGGUUGCGAGUAAAUUGUGUUGGAGUUUUUGAUGUUUUAACAUUUGAUAACAGUCAAAAUAAUAAUCCAUUGGCAUUAAUGGCCCAGUACCAGCAAGCAGAUCUGAUAUCAUUAGGAAAAGUUGUGUUGGCUUUGGCUUGCAACUCUUUGGCAGGAAUUCAGCGAGAGAAUUUACAGAAAGCCAUGGAACUUGUGACAAUCAACUAUUCCUCUGACCUGAAGAAUCUGAUUUUGUAUUUGUUGACUGACCAAAACAGGAUGCGAAGUGUAAAUGACAUCAUGCCCAUGAUUGGUGCUCGAUUUUAUACUCAAUUGGAUGCUGCUCAAAUGAGAAAUGAUGUCAUAGAGGAAGACCUUGCAAAGGAGGUUCAAAAUGGAAGACUGUUUAGGCUCCUAGCAAAAUUGGGAACAAUCAAUGAGAGGCCGGAGUUUCAGAAGGAUCCCACUUGGUCAGAAACUGGAGACCGUUAUCUGUUGAAACUCUUUAGGGAUCAUCUUUUUCAUCAGGUGACAGAAGCAGGUGCUCCCUGGAUUGACCUCAGUCAUAUCAUUUCUUGUCUUAACAAGCUAGAUGCUGGUGUGCCAGAAAAAAUAAGCCUGAUUUCCAGAGAUGAGAAGAGUGUACUUGUGGUGACCUACAGUGACUUAAAGCGCUGCUUUGAAAAUACUUUUCAAGAACUGAUUGCAGCUGCAAAUGGUCAGUUGUAGUAUUUGCUAAAAAAGCACGCCAGACAUGGCUAAGGACCUUAACCAAUAGCAAAUUGCACUACAGCUGAACUUUUCAUCAUCUCAUUCACAUUUGGGAAACGAACAGGAGAUGAGCAAAGCUGCUUGCACUUCAGUCAGGUACACUGUUACUUGAAAGGAAGAAUGUUUCACUUACCCAAGAGCUAUGGCUGCCAUUGGAGGCUAUAUCUGUGAAGAAUUUAUUUUAGAUUUAGGAGCACCAUCAGGUGAAUGAUGUUCCUACUUUUGUUUUUUCCACUUGUAUAUGCACUAAUUUUAAUUUUUUAAAGACUUUUUCUGAUCUUUGAACUUUUGCCACAUUGUAUACUUAUUAAGGGAAACUGUUUGCAAGGACAUUUUUGGGAAGCAAUGCUGGGCAGCGUUUUUGCCAUUGAGGGUUGCAGAAUUUGCUCUUUUUGGGAUGGGUUGCCCUGAAUAACAUUAUGGACCAGGUAAAUAAUUUCAUAGAAGUUCAGUAUAGUACGUAAUUCUUGUAAGAGUAUUGUAUGCAAGCUCUCUGUAUGCCACCCACUGUUAGUUCAAAUUGAGAUUUUUGUUUUGUUUUGUUCUUAAGAACAUACCAAGAAAAUACCGGUGAAUUGUUGGAUAUGAAUUCCCUGUUAGUUGAUUUAAAUCCUGUCUGAAUAAAGAUCAGAUAAACAGUAACUGAAGGAGCAUGUAUAGCUCUUUCCUUCAAAUUCAACUAGAGCCCUUUUAAAAAGACAUUUGCCUGCUAGUCAGAUACAUUUACAUUUAUGCACAUUUUUUAAAUAGGAGAAAAUUAAGAAAUUGUGUUAAAGGCCUAAAGUUCAGGAGUAUAUUACUUUAGGUUCUUUCCAGUUUGCUUUUUUUUUUUUUUUUGGUUAUGAAGUUCUGCUCUUUGAACCACAGCUUUAUUAUGGUCCUUUACACUGGAGACAGACACAGAGACACUGUUCAGAAGAUGAACUAAACUCAGCAGUGGUCUGGUAUCAAGAGCUUUCUGAUGUUUUACAGCCUGAAAUUGGAGGGAUAACGAUCUGCUGUGCCUUUGCAGUCACUGCUUAGCCCAAAGUAAUAGUACUUUUGAUAAUAACUCACUCUGUGCGAUAUUCCUGAAUAAGUCCAUCUCAAAAGUUUGGAAUUUUCCUCCUCUUAACUUUCUUAAUAUUUGGACAUGCAGUUGUCGCCAAACUUGGGUAUUCAUGGAAUUUCUAGUAAAUGAAAUACCUAUACUUUGAUACUGAAGACUGCCAAAUACAUAGGAAUUUUCUUUCUUAAAAAACAGUAAUGAAGACUAUAUCUCCUUUCCCAGCACUGAAUGUUUUACUAGCACUGGGUGCUCACCAUGCAACUAUGAAGAAAAUGUGGAAACUCAAAAGGUCAGGACAGACUUCCAAGCACUUGCAACUGAUGUUACUGUCUUCAAUUUUAAUAAUUACACAUAUUUGUAUAUUUCAGAGAAGUUUUUAAUAUUUCUCUGUCCACUUUUUAUAAGCUUUAAAAUGAUUUUCUCUGCCUUGAGAUUUGCAUCAAGAAAAAGCACCUCUCUUCACCUGAAAGCUUUGAGGACUAGAGACACGCUUUACACGUUUUAACAAGUAUAUUGAGUCCACGUUUGGUAGCAUCAGUUGUUGAGUUGAAAAUUAUUGCAUUUGAUCUGGAUGGAUUUUAAAAGAACAUAAUGUUCAAUAUUAAAAGGAUAAUUAACAUUUGCCACCAUAAUGUUCUUUUUUAUGUAAAAAGAAGAACUUGGAGACAUUAACAUGCAAAAGUCUUUUAUCAUUAGCUCAUGUAUUUGAGGAAGAGCAGCUGUCUUUUUAUAUGUUUUUUGACAAAUCAUAUUGUAAUUCUUUUGUACAAAAAAGAACUACUUGUAUUCUAGAAGAAAUAUGAAAUGCUUAAUUUAUAAGCGGGCUGGAGAUUUUUUCCAAUAUUGUUUUCUUUGAAAAUGAAAGGGGAUCAUCUAUUUUAGUUUUGGGGUAUGGGAACUUUUUGAAAAUUUAAUUUGUGGACCAAUGUUUUGUGAAAGCUAAAGAGGACAGGGGUUAAAAUAGGGCUUGAAUUUCUCAUUCUGUAUAGACCAGCAAACUUCCCUCUGCAAGGCAAGUUUACAUCACAAAUCCAAGAAUGUUUGCAUCCUAAAUGCUAGUUUGCUUCAGCCCCUAGUUAACCUCAGGACUUGGUUUGCAUAUAAAAGGUAGACAGCUGAUAUGUUUUCAUGAAUAAAUAUUGUCAGCCAGAAAAGGUUGGUGUCAGGUAAUGCAUAUUUUUUUAAGCUUUGUUUUAUAUUUAUUUUUCAUUUAGUUUUUAUUGGGAAUGGUUUUCAAAGAACUCUCAGUUCUGCCUAGGUGUUUUUGGGGGAGCCCUGUUUUCCAUAGUGUAAUUCCAUUUAAGAGGUUGUCUAAAAGUCUUUUUAAUUAAUAGAAAGAUUUUAAUAUCCAAGAGUAGUCAAAUUAAGGAUAUAAACUUUCCACACCUUCCUGUCGUGACAGAUAAAAGCACAGAAAGGACAACCCUUGAAAUCAUGUAACGGUCAUUUCAAUUUUUUGUACCUGUUUUAAAUCCUGUUAGUGUAUUUACUUCAUUGUAAAUAUUUUUGAGGGUACCUUUGUAUUUUGCUUUUGACCUUGGUUCUGUGAUUUGGAUGUCAGCAACUUCCCUAAAAAGCACCAGUAUGUUAAGUUCUAAUGUCAUGACCCAAUUUGUGUUAUUCAUCUUUAAUCCUGUUUUCAGUCUCUAUGUGUACAGCAGUAUUUUUAAUAAAGAAUUACAGAGAUAA
This is a messenger RNA of Nomascus leucogenys (northern white-cheeked gibbon), 5705 nucleotides long. It is a transcript of the gene PAN3, whose product is annotated as poly(A) specific ribonuclease subunit PAN3. Lineage: Eukaryota; Metazoa; Chordata; Mammalia; Primates; Hylobatidae. Gene Ontology annotation, molecular function: poly(A) binding; protein kinase activity; metal ion binding. Gene Ontology annotation, biological process: protein phosphorylation; mRNA processing; nuclear-transcribed mRNA poly(A) tail shortening. Gene Ontology annotation, cellular component: PAN complex; P-body. The record is from RefSeq and is a predicted model, not a curated record.